AUGCCUGAGCUGGCGAAGUCCGCUCUAGCCCCGAAGAAGGGCUCUAAGAAGGCGGUGACCAAAGCGCAGAAGAAGGAUGGCAAGAAACGGAAGCGCAGCCGCAAGGAGAGCUACUCCGUGUACGUGUACAAGGUGCUGAAGCAGGUCCACCCAGACACUGGCAUCUCGUCCAAGGCCAUGGGCAUCAUGAACUCGUUCGUUAAUGACAUCUUCGAGCGCAUCGCGGGCGAGGCGUCGCGUCUGGCGCACUACAACAAGCGCUCGACCAUCACGUCCAGGGAGAUUCAGACGGCCGUACGCCUGCUGUUGCCCGGGGAGCUGGCGAAGCACGCUGUGUCCGAGGGUACCAAAGCUGUUACCAAGUACACCAGCGCCAAGUAA
This is a messenger RNA of Balaenoptera ricei (Rice's whale), 381 nucleotides long. RefSeq names its product histone H2B type 1-K-like. Gene Ontology annotation, molecular function: DNA binding; protein heterodimerization activity; structural constituent of chromatin. Bases 1 to 381 code for a protein of 126 amino acids. The record is from RefSeq and is a predicted model, not a curated record. The transcript has a single exon. Gene Ontology annotation, cellular component: nucleosome. NCBI's taxonomy places the organism in Eukaryota, Metazoa, Chordata, Mammalia, Artiodactyla, Balaenopteridae.